This is a messenger RNA of Grus americana (Whooping crane), 3035 nucleotides long. It is a transcript of the gene MYCBP, whose product is annotated as MYC binding protein. The transcript is spliced from 4 exons. Gene Ontology annotation, molecular function: transcription coactivator activity. Gene Ontology annotation, biological process: regulation of DNA-templated transcription. Gene Ontology annotation, cellular component: nucleus. Bases 230 to 682 code for a protein of 150 amino acids. The record is from RefSeq and is a predicted model, not a curated record. Lineage: Eukaryota; Metazoa; Chordata; Aves; Gruiformes; Gruidae.
UUCCUUUGCGAUGCGAAGAUCUCCCCGCGGACCCUCCGGAGCCCCUCGGGCGGGCAGCUCUGCGGCGGGACGUCGCUGCGGCCUUCUCCUCCUGCGGCCUGUCGGUCGGUUCCAGCCGCCGCUCGGGUACGGCAGUUAAACCGACCUGACCCAAGCCGCCAUUCCGGGAGCAGCGGCACUUCACCGCCUCGGACACGCGGCGGCUGCUAGGCGUUGCUCCGCCGUACGGAUGACUCCCGCUGCGGCAGCGCGGCCUUUCACCGGGAAGCCCCAGGAACCGCCGGUCGCUGUACACCCUCACACCUCCCCGCCCUCGGCGCGGCACCGGCCGGCAGAGGCCGCGGACUCCAAGCGGGAGCAGUUCCGCCGGUACUUGGAGAAGUCGGGGGUGCUGGACACGCUCACCAAGGUGUUGGUAGCCUUAUAUGAAGAGCCAGAGAAACCAAAUAGUGCACUGGACUUUCUGAAGCAUCAUCUGGGAGCUUCAGCUCCUGAGAAUCCAGAAAUAGAGGCACUUCGCUUGGAAGUGGCAGAGAUGAAAGAAAAAUACGAAGCUGUGUUGGAAGAAAAUAAAAAACUGAAAACCAAGGUAAAAGUCUACUUAGUGCUCGUUACUAGUUCCAUAUUACACAAGAAGAAGAAUACUUUAAUACUUAGGAUACAGCUAACUUUCUUCCGUUAGAGUAACUGAUAAAUGUUGUUGCAUUGUUUAGCCUUGUGACUGAGGAAUGCUGAUAGAAUUCGUUGUCAUAAAGAUUUAUUUUUUUUAUGGGACACUUCUUAUAUCCUAUAACAUAGAACAGUAUUGCUAAACUAGGGAUUUUAUUUAUUGAACGUAUAUGUUAUCAAGGCUAAUCCCAUGUCUUCAUUCAAUCCUGUCUGGAUGUGUUUAAGUUGUCUGAUAUUAUGUAGCUUGUUCUUUCACAAGAGUUUUGAAAAAGGAGAAAAGCUAAUGUAUCUAUUGCAAAGGCUUUCAAAAGGCAAACUGAAGGAGGACUAUUGUAUAUUAGUUUGUGUGACCUGGCAUGGACUUGCGCGUGGCAGGAUGUUACCAGUGGAGGAGCUCGUAUCCACGUGGAACAGUAAUUUGCGCUUUUCAGCUAAAAUGACCCUGGUAUUCCUCUAAUACUGCAACCGCAGUCGAUCUGAAGUGCUAGCUAAGGCAGAGCCUUUCUUUAAUGGGUCUACGGGCUGUCUGAAACAGCUCUGAGAUGCCAACAACUUCCCCUUACCAGAGGGCACUGACUGUAAACCUAACAACGCUGAAGAAGGAAACCUCUGAGAACUUUAAUAAGCUAGUAGCUUAUGUGCCACUACGGGAUGCCAUCCGUUUGUUGGAAGAGGAUGGCUGAUGUUACACGUGGACAUGCCUAUGGGUUUUUUAGUGGGAGACAACCACCCCACCUUAGUUCUGGGAGAAGGGCUUCUUGGGCAUUACCCCUUUGUGUUUCUGUCUGGAGUGCCCUCUUGCUGUCCUAGUAAUUCUCCUCCUUCUCUGUUACCCACUGUGAGUCCUUACAGCUACAUUUGUUAUUUCUUACUAGGAAAUAUGGCAAAGAGCAGAAUUUUAGGGGGCGUAGCAAUAGACCAGCAGUUCACUCGGCGUAGCCGACUUAAAAAUGCAACCGAUAGUAAGUAGACGCAUGAAAGCAGAGUAACCUGAGUCUUUGUGUAAAGAAAUCUUUUAAAGAAGUCAAAACUUGUUCCAGGAAAGUAAGCCUUUCCAUAAUCAUGGGUUUAUUUGUGCUUUCACCUUCUUCAGCCUUCAAAUGAUAGCUCUUUAUGUGUCUUCCAGUAUCCAUAUUUUUGUUUUUUUCCCCACCAUCUUCUGCCUGUCAUUCUGACAUGCUGUAGAAGUUCACACAGAUUGCAGGGAAGAACACUACCAUUAAGCUUUUUUCAUUGUUUUUCAGCAGUCCUCUAGCAUAAAAUACGUGCCGUUAACUGUGCAUUUAUUGGUAACUUGAAUCAUGUCCAAAUAGGUGGUGUUCUUCUGUUGCAUUCAUCUGUGAAGAUCUGUUCUUUUUCUUACAUUUAUUGGUCAGAAUGUCAGGUGGGGGGAGGAGUGGGGCAGGAAUUCGAUAGUUAGGCCCUUUGUGGAAGAGAAGAGUGACUUUGGAUUGUAUACUGGCCAUCUUUUGUGGUAAAAUCUACAAGAGAGACAAAAAGCUGUUUUACUGGGUUUUUUUUAGUGGCACAGCGAUUGCUGUAAUUUAGUGUUGCUACAAGGAACGCAUGGGUAUUUUAAUUUUCUUAUGUACUUUGUUUAUUUUUAACCUACUCUUAGUGGGAGAGGGGAAGAAUCUUAGCUGAGCAAACUGGACUGGCAUAUUUCAGAGGUUCAGUCCUAAUGCUUGAACUGUUUUUUGAAGCUUGAGCUUAUCUUUAAUGUGACUGAGGUGAAGUAAACACCUUUAUGUGUUUCUUUGGAAACAACUUUACAAGUAAAGGUCACGCUUCAGUGCGUAGUUGCCAAGGCUGUGCUCUCCGGAAAGCGUAACAAGAGCUAAAUGAUUACAGGAAAUGUUAGUUUGGGUACUGUUGCUAUGAGAAUGACCACUGAAUUUAAUCAUAUUCCAGUGAAAUCAAAGCUUAUAAGGCACUGCUCAUUAUCAACUGCUAUUUGAGAUUAAAAGGACUUAAUGAGAUCUAGAACAAGAAACAGGGAAAAAAUAAAGGCUAGACCUAUAUGCUUGAAAGUGCAUUGUAAAAGCCCACUUGUUAUAGCUGCGUGAUUUUACAACGUGACAAACUGGUGUUUUGAGGGAAGGGUUACUUAGUUGCCUGAUUGGAAAAUGGACUUGCAUAAGUAUCAGUGUUGGAUUUAAAAUGCACAAAGUAAAUGGAACAUUUCUGGACCAAACAUUUUCCUACACUUCUUAAUGGAGAGAGUGUCUCUGAAACUUUGCAGCUAACUAAAUUCCUCUCUUUAAAUCCACAGCUGGCUCAGUAUGAACCACCUCAAGACGAGAAGCAUGGUGAAUAACAGUAGUUUCUCCUUUAAUGCCUUGACUUAAUAAAGGGCUUCCUGAGAA